CCCCAAACCAGGAGGUUCGGCCCCAAACCAGGAGGUUCGGCCCCAAAGCGGGAGGUUCAGCCCCAAACGGGCUCGUCAGCUCGGUUGGAUUUGGGUCAUUAUUGGCUGAUUAUAUGAAGGGAAAUUAACGUCUCGUUGUCUGUGUUCCCAGGUCUGUGACGGGUUGUUGUGUGUUCACCCAUCGGCCGCUUGGCCCUCGCUCUUUAUUUUAUUCCUUUUUAAAUUGCGCGACAUUUAAGAGAUUCCGACCUGAAUUACGGUCGUCUCCGUUCGUUUGACAUUCCGGGGCGCUAAGCCCAGCCUAGGGGCGCUAAGCCCGGCUUAAGGCGCCUCGUCUGCAUCUGUGCUUACCCCGCGUUGUGCUUUGUACCGUGUUUCAAAGGGGCGGCACCGAAAGGCAGCGACCGGUGUCUUUCCGCUCUAAAAAUGCACCAAAACACCCCAAAAACCCCCCGGGGCUGGUGCAGAAAUGGGGAAAAGGAGCCACCACGCGAUUCCGCUUUGCGAGGAGAUUCAUCCCCGCUAAUUAUUGCUUGAUUUUUAAUUGUUCUCCGCAGCAAACCCUCCAUUUCCCCCCCCAACAGCAACCCCCUCGUUUCUCAAACCGGGCUUGUCUUGUUUCUUCAACCGCCGCAAUAAUCACCAAAUAAAACCUGUUUCAAUGUAUCAAACAUUCGUUAUCUCCCCAAACGGGGUGAGCAACACAUGUGGCUGAUUCUUUGCUAUCGGGACGGCAUCUCAUACCCAACACCCUGUGGUUUCUCAUAGAUAAGCCAAAACCUUCGCCUUGGCAUGGACCCGCCGUGUUUCCCGGUCAAAGCACCUGAAGGAUGGACAUAGAAGACUGUAAUGGCCGAUCUUACAUAUCUGGCAGCGGGGAUUCCUCGCUGGAGAAGGAGUUCAGCUCGGCCAUCGUGGGGGCCACGGUGAGCACCCCCAACAGCCAGCACUCCUCCCCGAGCCGCUCGCUCAGCGCGAACUCCAUCAAGGUGGAGAUGUACAGCGAUGAGGAGGGCAGCCGGCUGCUGGCGCAGGACGAGCGCGCGCUGGACAAGGACGACAGCGUCAUCGUGGACGACUCGCUCUCCGAACCCUUGGGCUACUGCGACGGGACGGGCCCGGAGCCGCACUCGCCGGGCGGCAUCCGCUUGCCCAACGGCAAACUCAAGUGCGACGUGUGCGGCAUGGUGUGCAUCGGCCCCAACGUGCUCAUGGUGCACAAGCGCAGCCACACCGGAGAAAGGCCGUUCCACUGCAACCAGUGCGGAGCCUCCUUCACCCAGAAGGGAAACCUGCUGCGCCACAUCAAGCUGCACUCGGGCGAGAAGCCCUUCAAGUGUCCCUUCUGCAACUACGCGUGUCGCCGGAGGGACGCGCUCACCGGCCACCUGCGCACGCACUCCGUCUCCUCCCCCACCGUCGGCAAACCCUACAAGUGCAACUACUGCGGGCGCAGCUACAAGCAGCAGAGCACAUUGGAGGAGCAUCGGGAGCGCUGCCACAGCUACCUGCAGAGCCUCAGCGCCGAACCGCAGCCGCUACCGGGACAACCGGGUGACGAGAUGCGCGAGCUGGAGAUGGUGCCGGAUUCUCUGCUCCACGGCUCGAGCGACCGGCCGCCGUUUCUCGACCGGCUCGGCAACAGCCUCGCCAAACGGAAACGCUCCACGCCGCAGAAGUUCGUGGGUGAGAAGCAGAUGCGCUUUGCCCUCUCGGACCUGCCCUUCGACGUGAGCCCCGGCUUCGAGAAGGACGUGGAGGUGCUGCCGGCCCCCCACUCCCUGGACCCCCCCUACACCGGCUCCCUGGCCCUGCUGGGGGGGGAACCCCUGCGCCCGCUGCGCCUGCCCCCCACAAACUGCAUCUCCGAGGUCACCCCGGUCAUCAGCUCCGUCUACACCCAACUGCAGCCUCUCCCCACGCGCUUGGAGGUACCGGGGGGCCGGGACGGCGCCGAGGGGCCCGAGGAGCCGCCGGAGCCGGUCCCGGUGCUUUACCGGACCCGAGAACCCGCCGUUUCGCCCCAAAACGGUUGCCAGGACUCCACGGACACCGAGAGUAACCACGAAGAGCGGAGCUCGCAGCCCCCACCGGGGAGCGGCGCCGGCGGCCGCCACAGCCCCGCGUACGCCAAAGAGGACCCCAAAAGCGGCGAGGGGACCCCCGGCGGGGGACGAGGGGCCCCCCGCCCCGGGCUGCGCGUGGUGACGGAGGCCGGGGAGCCGGUGCGGGCGUUCCGGUGCGAGCAUUGCCGCAUCCUCUUCCUCGACCACGUCAUGUUCACCAUCCACAUGGGCUGUCACGGCUUCAGGGACCCGCUCGAGUGCAACAUCUGCGGCCACCGCAGCCAGGACCGGUACGAGUUCUCCUCCCACAUCGUGCGGGGGGAGCACAAAACCGCCUGAAAACACCCCAACCCCCCACCAUGUCCCCAAUCCCCCAUAUCCCUAUAUUCCCGUGUCCCCAUGUCCCCGUGUCCCCAUGUCCCUUUAUCCCCAUGUCCCAGUGUCCCCGUGUCCCCAUAUCCCAGUGUCCCCGUGUCCCCGUGUCCCCAUGUCCCCAUAUCCCUAUCCCCCCAUAUCCCUGUGUCCCCAUGUCCCCAUAUCCCUGUGUCCCCAUGUUCCCAUGUCCCUAUAUCCCUGUGUCCCCAUGUCCCCAUAUCCCUAUCCCCCCAUGUCCCCGUGUCCCCAUGUCCCCAUGUCCCUGUGUCCCUAUCCCCCCCAUGUCCCCGAUGUCCCCAUGUCCCUGUGUCCCUAUGCCCCCAUGUCCCCGUGUACCCAUGUCCCCAUAUCCCUAUCCCCCCAUGUCCCCGUGUCCCCAUGUCCUCGUCUCCCCAUGUCCCCAUAUCCCUAUCCCCCCAUGUCCCCAUGUUCCCAUAUCCCUGUGUCCCUGUGUCCCCAUGUCCUUAUCCCCCCAUGUCCCUGUGUCCCCAUGUCCCCAUAUCCCUAUAUCCCUAUCCCCCCAUGUCCCCAUGUCCUCGUCUCCCCAUAUCCCUGUGUCCCCAUGUUCCCAUGUCCCUAUAUCCCCAUGUCCCCGUGUCCCCAUGUCCCUGUGUCCCUAUCCCCCGAUGUCCCUAUGUCCCCAUAUCCCUAUCCCCCCAUGUCCCCAUAUCCCUGUGUCCCUGUGUCCCCAUGUCCUUAUCCCCCCAUGUCCCUGUGUCCCCAUAUCCCUAUAACCCUAUCCCCCCAUGUCCCCAUGUCCUCGUCUCCCCAUGUCCCUGUGUCCCCAUGUCCCCAUAUCCCUACCCCCCAUGUCCCUGUGUCCCCAUAUCCCUAUAUCCCUAUCCCCCAUGUCCCCAUGUCCCCAUGUCCUCGUCUCCCCAUGUCCCCAUAUCCCUAUCCCCCCGUGUCCCCAUGUCCUUAUCCCCCCAUGUCCCUGUGUCCCCAUAUCCCCGUGUCCCCAUGUCCCCGUGUCCCCGUAUCCCCAUAUCCCUAUCCCCCCGUGUCCCCCUGUCCCCCUGUCCCCGUGUCCCCCCAUCUCCAACUCACCCCCCAGGCAUGGAACUGUUGGUUUAUCCUUUGAUUUGGUUUAAUAGGUAUUUGAUUUCCUUUUCUACUCCUUUGCACUGACUUUAGCUACAAAGUAUUUAAAAAACCAAGUAAAAAGAAGAAAAAAAUAGAUAAUUAACACCCCCCCCAACCCCGACGAGGGGGGGCUCUUAACGAUUUGCCUUUUUAUAAACGGACUUAUUUAAAUAUUAA
This is a messenger RNA of Columba livia (rock pigeon), 3701 nucleotides long. RefSeq names its product IKAROS family zinc finger 4 (gene IKZF4). The coding region runs from base 831 to 2405 and encodes 524 amino acids. Gene Ontology annotation, molecular function: RNA polymerase II cis-regulatory region sequence-specific DNA binding; DNA-binding transcription factor activity. Gene Ontology annotation, biological process: regulation of transcription by RNA polymerase II. The record is from RefSeq and is a predicted model, not a curated record. The transcript is spliced from 8 exons. NCBI's taxonomy places the organism in Eukaryota, Metazoa, Chordata, Aves, Columbiformes, Columbidae.